UGCGCUGGAGCAGGGAUCAGGAAAAGCCCAUUUAUCCAAACGGCCUGAAAACCACAGGGAUUAUGCAGUAUUCAAAACUUGAAAAGGGUCUCAUUAAGUUCACACACUGCCAGAAAGAUAUUUAUUGCUGCUCUGUUCCACAACACUGCCCUAUCUGUGGGCAAAGUGCAGUGAGCUCCUGGAAACUGGAGGAUGCACCUGUCAGUAUUCCUAGUCCUUUUGUGAAUGGGCACGGUGAGCAAUUUAGCUUUGUUCUGAAGCCCACAAAGGGCUUAUUUAUCAGUGAAUAUGACGGUUGCUCAGACCUUCAUGUUGGGAUAACCAGUUCUCAAGGUGUUGUGUUUAAUUAUAAUGAAACAGGUGUGCACAGAGAUGCCACUGGCUGGGAUCAGUGCGUUAGCGUUCUGCUUGUGCCGCCUGAUGUGCAUAAUGUAAGAAGCCAAUGGGACGACUAUCUAGAGAGAUUCUCAGCUGCUGAUAGAUGGUUACCGCAGAGAUACAAAGAAAGUGAUCACAACUGCUACACAUUUGCGCUGACGUUUGUAAACAGCAUGUUGACUCUUCAAGAAAAGAAGACGUUUAGCAAGAAGGAAUUUACCGAACGAUUUGUUUUACCACGGACACGAAGAGCUUCAAAGUACAUCACCAUCUGCAAGGAAAUUUCAGAAAAUGAUUUCUACAUAGUUAAAAACCACAAAAAUGUGGUGAUUACACCUUGAGGAGUUGAUCCCAGCUCUUUAAAAACCAUAUCUAAUGAUUAAAUGAUUGUGAUCAGGUCCCUUGUUUGUUGAUGUAUUUUAUAGACAUUACUGAAUGUAAAAGUCUUCCCAGAUUGUAAUUUUUAAC
Bombina bombina (fire-bellied toad) is the source of this 846-nucleotide messenger RNA. Its product is annotated as MKRN2 opposite strand protein. Lineage: Eukaryota; Metazoa; Chordata; Amphibia; Anura; Bombinatoridae. The transcript has 4 exons. The coding region runs from base 63 to 719 and encodes 218 amino acids. The record is from RefSeq and is a predicted model, not a curated record.